AUGAACCGGCUCUCGGUCUGCAUCGUAGGCGCCGGGCCCUCUGGCCUCGUCGCGGCCAAGACGCUCCUCCACAACGCGCCCAAGGGCGCCUUCCAGGUCAGCGUCUUCGACGCCCAAGAUGGCAUCGGCGGGCUAUGGCCCACGUCCAAGACGGACACGGGCCGGCUGGUCCAUCCGCUCAUGGUGGCCAACCAGAGCCGCCACACCAUGCACUUCAGCGACCUUGCCUGGGAUGCCGCCGCGCCCCAGCUCCCGCGUGCGUGGCAGGUCGGCAAGUACCUCGAGCGCUACCUGGACCGCUAUCUCACUGGCCACCCGGACUUUGAGUUGCGCUUGGGCACCCGCGUCGUGCGGGCCGACCCGAUGCAGGAUGGCCGCGCGGGGUGGCAGGUGCUGCUCAGGGGCCCCGACGGGACCGAGGAGACGCGCACCUUUCAGAGGCUCAUAGUCGCCUCGGGCUACUUUGGCAAGCCCAUCAUCCCGGACAGCCUCGCCGAGCCUGUCGCGGUCCCAGUUGUGCCGAGCAGCCAGUAUCGGGACCUGAAGAGCCUGCUUGGUGACAAACCUCGCAACAGCGGCAAGAAGAUCUUGGUCGUCGGCGGUCAGAUGUCGGGUGUGGAGAUUGCUGGCACCAUUGCGUCUCAUCUUUCCUCUGCCGCGAACUCGCCUGACCCCUGUGGCAUUCCCGACAUUGAGCAGUACUCUGUCCACCACGUCGUGCAGAGGCCCAUCUGGGUGUUCCCCUUGUAUACGACCCCCGAGCCUACCGCCGCUGCAGCCCCCUUUCUUCCCCUCGACUUCUCAUCGUACAACCGCAAUAACCGACCACAGCCACUUGUCAACACCCAAGGACACAUCAGCCCUGACACGGCCAAGGUCGUUCACGGCAUCUACGAGAAAGCGCUUGGAAGCAACCAGGCCGCCUUCUCCCCGCUAUUGCGAGUCGACGACGACACCAAGACGGAACCGCCGUACCUGGCCGUCAGCGACUGGUACUGCGACUUUGUGCGGUCCGGCUUAAUAACCCUUUCAAAGGGCAAGGUCGAGGCACUCGACGGCAACACGGCCGUGUUGUCGAAUGGCGCGGGCCGCAUCGACGAUAUCGCCGCCGUAGUUGUCGCGACGGGUUUUGACCCCUCUCCGUGUCUGGAUUUCUUUCCCAAGGACAUUCUGGACAAGCUGCGCUUCUCCCCCAAGCAUACCGAACUGCCCCUCGCCCUCUCGUUCCAUGGAACGACCUCUCAUGAUGUCCACGGCUUAGGUUUUGUCGGAUUCUAUCGUUCGGCUUACUGGGGCGUCAUUCAGAUGCAAGCCCGCUUUCUGGUUGAGCUCUGGACCAAGACUAUGCUCCUGCCUCAACCGAUGAGAAGCGCGCUGUCCACAGACGAUUCGGUGCAGCGGACGCUGGAGCUGCGCGACGACCCGCGGCUUUCUCAGUUUCCCAUGGGAGACUACCCUUGGCUUAUGCAGGAAUUUGCCGAGGCGCUCUCCAUCGAGCCGGCUACGCCGUCGUUUGCGGGCGUACCCCUGCUGCCGCAUAACAAGCAGCCGCUGGACAUGCUAACACCGGCACGGUACACAUCGUUGACAGACAGCGAGGAAGCCAAGGGCGAAGCGGCGAAGCUCAUCAGAGAUACCAUCGAUACCACAAUUACCGGCCUUACUUCGCCCAGAUUCGUGGCGCGCGCCGUGUUUCGCAGCCUGCUGGGCACGUGGAAGCUGGAACGCGACCUCGUGAGCCGGCUACCAUCGCACCCGAGCGGCCACUUUAGCGGCACCGCGCAGUUUCUCCUGCGCGAGAGAACCUCGGAUGGCAUUCAGUGCGCCAAAGACGGCACGCCGGCAUCAUUGGGCAGCAGCGAUGACGACAGCGACCAGGGCAUGGAGUACCUGUACGUCGAGGAUGGCGAGUUCAAGACAGACAGCGGAUUCGGGUUCCGGGCGACGAGGCGGUACGUGUGGCGGUACGACGAGCGCAGCGACAAGUUGAGCGUGUGGUUUGCAAAGCCCGACGACCAGAAGCGCGCAGACUACCUCUUCCACGAGGUGGAGUUUGAGCAGUCGGAGCGAGGUGGGCGAGACGCCGACGGCUGGAAGGCCAAGGCAGGGCACCUCUGCAUCGACGACUACUACGACGUCAAGUACAAUUUCGCGUUUGAGGCGGUCAACCUGCGGGACUGGAGCAUAGAGUACACGGUCAAUGGGCCGAAAAAGGACUAUACCAUCAGGGGGACAUAUACGCGAUAG
This is a messenger RNA of Purpureocillium lilacinum, 2247 nucleotides long. RefSeq lists its product as uncharacterized. The record is from RefSeq and is a predicted model, not a curated record. Lineage: Eukaryota; Fungi; Ascomycota; Sordariomycetes; Hypocreales; Ophiocordycipitaceae. Gene Ontology annotation, molecular function: N,N-dimethylaniline monooxygenase activity; NADP binding; flavin adenine dinucleotide binding.